Caenorhabditis elegans is the source of this 540-nucleotide messenger RNA. RefSeq names its product LIM zinc-binding domain-containing protein (gene Y1A5A.1). The coding region runs from base 24 to 431 and encodes 135 amino acids. The transcript has 2 exons. NCBI's taxonomy places the organism in Eukaryota, Metazoa, Nematoda, Chromadorea, Rhabditida, Rhabditidae. The record is from RefSeq and is marked reviewed.
UCUUCUACUUCAACUGUAAACGAAUGGAUCGUAGCAUUGAUCGUCGUCUCUGUGGGCACUGUCACCAAUCGAUUGGAAGUGAGGCACUUGUCGCCAUGAAUCGUCUCUGGCAUCCGGACCACUUCACGUGCUCAUCGUGCAAACGUCCGAUCAAGCAGACGUUCCAGGCUGCCGACAACCACGCCUACUGUGUCCAGUGCUUUGCUCAAAAGUACAACCCGAAAUGUGCUGGAUGCAUGGAAACUCUCGUCGACACGUGCCUUCUUGCUUUGGACCGACACUGGCAUCCACGUUGCUUCACGUGCUCCUCGUGCAAUCGCCCAUUGCCAAAUGGAGAAUUCUAUCUGGUUGAUGAUAAGCCGUACGACUUGGAUUGUCACUGGGCAAAGCGUCUCGAGAAGAGAGAGCACAUGGAACGUGGUGAACGUUAAGAAGAACGCCGUUAAUUUGUCGAACUUCCCCACUGUUUUUUUCCUUGUAUUCUUGUGAUGCGAGACUAGAAUUCUCGUUGCCUUUCUUUCAAUAAAAUUUAAUGUUUUU